CACAAUCAUCACCUUUAUCAAAUAAACUCAGCACAUCGGCGGCGGUUGAGAUUAUAGCAGCAAUCAUGGCUACCAAGAAAGAAGAGACCUUCUAUGAGCUCUACCGCCGUACUAGUCUGGGCAUAUGUCUCACAGAUGCUCUGGACGAUCUCAUCACGAAUGAUCGUAUCAAUCCUCAACUCGCCAUGAGAAUUUUGGCGAAUUUUGAUCGUGUCGUGGCCGAGACUUUACAAGAGAAAGUCAAAGCCAGGCUUCAGUUUAAGGGAGCUCUCGACAACUACCGCUUUUGCGACGACGUAUGGACCUUUGUGAUCAAGAAUAUCAACUUUAAGCUGGAUGGCGGCAACCAGACCAUCCAAGCCGACAAAGUCAAGAUUGUUAGCUGCAAUGCCAAACGUCCUGGAACAGAUGCUUAGAACACGUCUGUUCCACAAGUCAAAUCGCCACGUAAGCGAGAAGCGAGAUCGAAGAGAGUAUCGAAGUCGGAGAGUAGUGCAAAGGUGAAGAAGGAGGUGCCUGACCUCAAGAUUGAACGUCGCUCCUACUCUGCCACCUCGACGCUGCAUCACAAUGCUCACUUGAAGCGUGAGGAGUCUCCCGACGCUAAAGACUUGAACGGCGAAGGUUGGCCAGUGAAAUGACCACGUCGCCCGCGGCAGUAUACAGAGAUCGGAGGAUGAAAAGGGACUUGCGGCUUUUUACAAAGCUUCUGCAGUUCCUGUACAUGGUUGCUUAUCUUUUGGGCUCAUCAUUUUGCGAUCCCGCUAGGGGGGUCGAACGGCGUUCUGGAUCAUACACUUUGAAGGCGCUCGGUAGGAUGGCGUUAGUUGGGCAGACCUCACCUUUUCUUUUUUUUUUUUUUCCUUAGGGACUUGAUAUUUGCAUACGUACCUAUUUACUUACAGAAUCAACAGGCUGGAUGACCAGUUUGUGACCAGUCAUAAUCCACAGAACAGCGUUUUAAGUACUUCCAAGGACUCAAAUUCAUUUCCCUAGUUACCUGCUAAAUAAUUGUGCAGUUGGGAUGAAUCAGCUUCGAUUUGUUUUGCGAAACUUUAAAAAGCCUGCUCAUCAUUUCGGUAUAGGCCUCUACAUAGUGUCUGUAGGGCCUUCAUCACCACUGAGACUAUGAAAGCGAUAUCCGUUGAAUACGGAUCCCAGCUUGACUGUUUACGGCGGUGACGUGUUAUGGUUCCAUGCCAGGAACCAUUGA
Molecule: messenger RNA, 1213 nt
Organism: Pyricularia grisea
Lineage: Eukaryota; Fungi; Ascomycota; Sordariomycetes; Magnaporthales; Pyriculariaceae
Exons: 3
Coding region: 66-416 (116 amino acids)
Biological process (GO): RNA polymerase II preinitiation complex assembly; transcription initiation at RNA polymerase II promoter
Cellular component (GO): transcription factor TFIIA complex
Molecular function (GO): RNA polymerase II general transcription initiation factor activity; TBP-class protein binding
Source: RefSeq, a predicted model, not a curated record